Candidozyma haemuli is the source of this 1308-nucleotide messenger RNA. Its product is annotated as tRNA threonylcarbamoyladenosine dehydratase. Lineage: Eukaryota; Fungi; Ascomycota; Pichiomycetes; Serinales; Metschnikowiaceae. The coding region runs from base 1 to 1308 and encodes 435 amino acids. The transcript has a single exon. Gene Ontology annotation, biological process: cyclic threonylcarbamoyladenosine biosynthetic process. The record is from RefSeq and is a predicted model, not a curated record. Gene Ontology annotation, molecular function: ubiquitin-like modifier activating enzyme activity; tRNA threonylcarbamoyladenosine dehydratase activity. Gene Ontology annotation, cellular component: mitochondrial outer membrane.
AUGUCCUUGAGAACCGCCACCGUUGCAGUGACCGCAGCUGUUGUAGCUGCUGCCGCUGUGGAGGCUUACCAUCGUUAUUUUGACUCACCUGUGGAUUGUUCAUCACAUUCUCUGUCAUCCACUGUGGCCAAGAAAGAGCAUUCCGAAGAACUCAUCCGUGAACAAUUGACGAGAAACUAUGCCUUCCUCACAGAAGAGGGUAUGGAGAAGGUCCGCAACCAGCGCAUCGUCAUCGUCGGUGCUGGCGGUGUUGGUUCGUGGGUCGCCACGAUGUUGGUUCGUUCAGGUGUGGGAAAAGUCAGAAUCAUUGACUUUGACCAGGUUUCCCUUUCAUCACUUAACAGACACGCUGUUGCUAACUUAAAAGAUGUGGGUAUUUCCAAGGUUGACUGUUUGAAGUCCCAUUUGCAUGAGAUCGCCCCAUGGGUUGAGAUCGACGUUCACAACAAGUUGUGGAACAAAGACGUGGGAGAAGAGCUCAUCUUGGGAGGUGACUUCGAUCCUACUUUGGUGGUCGACUGUAUCGACAACAUAGACACCAAGGUUGAUCUUUUAGCCUUCUGCCACGAGAAGAAGCUUAAAGUCAUCUCCUCUGGUGGUGCAGCAUGCAAGUCUGACCCUACCAGAAUCAACAUUGCUGAUAUUUCCAAAACUGAGGAAGAUCCUCUUGCAAGAUCCGUCAGAAUCCGUUUGACCAAGAGAGGAAUCAUUAGUAACAUUCCUGUUGUGUUCAGCGCAGAAAAGCCUGACCCACGUAAGGCUCGUCUUUUACCCUUGGAUGAAGAUGAAAUUGCUAAAGGCGAUGUGGAGGAGCUAGCUGCUCUCAAGAGUUUCCGUGUAAGAAUCUUGCCUGUUCUUGGUACGAUGCCUGGUAUGUUCGGUUUGGCAUUGGCCACACACAUCAUCACUACUGUGUCUGGCUACCCAGUUGAAUACGUCGAGGGCAAGAACAGAUACAAGAUCUACGAUGGAAUCUUACAAAGUUUGGCUGGCCAAGAGGCAAGAUUGGGCCAUUUGGAACAAAGAACGCCUGUUUCUCUCAGGGACGUGCCCUACAUCGUUGAAGAAGUCUUCCGCGGCAAGUCCGUGGUGUCCAACUACUCCACGAGGUUGACUCUUUCUAGGUGGGACCCAAGUAAGGAGUUGAGUUAUCAGAAUGUUGUUGUGAUGACAAAGGACGAGCAGAAGAACCAUGAAAACAGGGUGUUGAAGGGCGAGGAGAAAUUGGAGGAUGUAUAUAGUGAAGAGGUACUUCAAAGGGUCGCUCACAGAUUUGCUCAGGAGAAGUACUAUUCUACCUUUAGGUAG